Pogonomyrmex barbatus (red harvester ant) is the source of this 1111-nucleotide messenger RNA. RefSeq names its product ecdysis triggering hormone (gene Eth). NCBI's taxonomy places the organism in Eukaryota, Metazoa, Arthropoda, Insecta, Hymenoptera, Formicidae. The record is from RefSeq and is a predicted model, not a curated record.
UGCUCACCGAACGCCCGCGAGACGCGCAUCUUUUCCGUGGGAUUCGGCAGGUUUCUAUGGCAGUCACUUACGCGUCGAUCGCGCUCGAGAAUGCCACGUCGAUUGGCGCACAUCGAAAUAAUUGUUGCCAUCAAUUCUGAGAUGUGCAAUCGGUGUGAUGUGCUCAAAGGGUGAAGUUGCUCUUGAAGACUGAAUUGCGCUUGAUUGAUUCAUUACAGGUAUUAAAUUCACGACUUUUUCGAGAUGAUGCUACAAAGGUCUCACACUCAACGGAUCAGAGGUAUCUUCUGUAAUGCUUUUCUUGGUGGAAUUGUCAUAUUGUUAAUCUGUCAAAAUAUCAUAAUGGCGGACGAAGUACCUGCAUUUUUUUUAAAAAUUGCCAAAAUACCUACCCUACCUAGAGUUGGUCGAAGUGGAAGAUUUGAAGAUUUCUUUUACAAAGCCGAAAAACAUAUACCUCGUAUUGGUAGAAGUGAUCAACAGUCAACCAAUACUCUACCGCUACAGAAUGGAGAAGAAACUUAUCCUAGUUUAACUAAAAGACGCAUAGAUUAUCCUCCAAAAGUUGAGGAAUGGACCUGGCAAAAUUUUCCUCUUGCAAUUGAAGGUCCGCGAGAACUUUGGCGAACAUUAGCUGGAUAUUCGAGAGACAGUGAUGAUAUCGAGAAUGAAGUGUGGCAGAGGAAGAAGAGAACCGAAACUGGAUCAGCAAUGACACAAGCAAAAUAACGCAAAAGUUCUUCGUCGCUUCGAAAACAUUAAAUGCUCUAUUAAAAAAUUUGCUAUUAUGGUGACGGGAAAUAAAAAUGAUAGAUGCGUAAAUACAAUUUACUAAUUUCGCUUUCUUCUUUAAUUUCUUUAUGUCGAAUAUGGAGAUCCAUAAUAAUUUAGGACUCCUUAAUAAAUAGCGAUAUGUCUAAAUUAAGCAUUUAUUUAUUUCUUGAUAAUAUUGUACAAUGUGUACUAGCAAAAUUUAAAAAUUCGUAGAAAAUAAAAUAAUUGUUUAGAAUGUAGAUUAUUAACAUUGUAUAUUUCACAUUCAAACAAUUUUACUGAUUGUUCUUAUCAAUGUUCAAAUAUAUAUCCAAACACAAUAAAGUUUCAAAAAUUU